AUACAAAUGGGCGGAUUAAUUACUCUGGGCGAGACUGCGUUAUCUUUCGUAGUGAGGGGGUUAUGUAAUAUCCGCUGUAGUUAGUGAGAGUGUGAUAGUGGAGUUUCCUCACAGUGACAGUAACUGUCUCUGGAUCACCCGCUCUUCCCCUCCCGUGGGUGACGUGCAGAAUGUAAACUACAGUGAACCAGGAACAUCUCACACUCAGCAGGAAAGCGCUCGGGCUGCAUAUGGUGGCUGGAACAAGCUCGUGCUCAUUCUGAAGGACUGGGAUCGAAUUAACUGCAGGACAAUGGCUGUAGCAUUCACUUCACAUCUGGCUCCUAUUAGGAAAAGCAGCCGGGUGUUUUUUUCUCUCAACUCCUACAUCCACAGCAGCAGCGGACUGGCCUCCAAGGAACACUACAAGAUCGUUGUGCUUGGUGGAGGAAGUGCUGGCAUUACGAUGGGCGCCCGCAUGAAAAGAAAAGUUGGUGCAGAGAAUGUUGCCAUUGUGGAACCCAGUGAGAUGCACUAUUACCAGCCAAUCUGGACCCUUGUUGGGGCAGGGGCUAAAAGUAUUAACUCAUCCGGACGCCCCACCUCCAGCGUGAUGCCCUCAGGAGUUAAAUGGGUCAAGUCCAGCGUCAUGAAGAUUGACCCCAAAAAACAAAAUGUGUCCUUAGACUCUGGCAAAGAACUUUCCUAUGACUUUCUGAUUGUAGCACUUGGCCUCACGCUUCACUAUGAGAAGAUCAAAGGCCUACCUGAAGCAUUUGAACAUCCUAAGAUUGGCUCCAACUACUCACUGCAGACUGUGGAGAAGACGUGGAAGGCAUUACAGGACUUCAAGGAAGGAAAUGCUAUUUUUUCUUUUCCCAACACUCCAGUCAAGUGUGCAGGAGCUCCUCAGAAGAUCAUGUACCUUUCUGACGCCUACAUGAGAAAGACAGGAAAGAGGGCUAAAGCCAACUUUGUCUACAACACGUCAUUGCCAGUGCUGUUCGGAGUGAAGAAGUAUGCUGAUGCCUUGUGGGAAAUUGUGAAAAAACGUGACAUAAAUGUGAACCUCAGACACAACCUAAUUGAGGUCAGACCAGACAAACGGGAAGCUGUAUUCGAGAACCUUGAUAAUCCUGCGGACACAAAGGUUUAUGAGUAUGAGAUGCUCCAUGUUACCCCUCCUAUGGGACCACCUGCAGUGCUGAAAGGCUCUUUACUGGAGGACGGGGCAGGCUGGCUGGACGUAAACAAGGACACCCUUCAGCACAACACAUACAGUAAUGUUUUUGGAAUCGGAGACUGCACCAAUGUACCAACUUCAAAAACUGCUGCUGCUGUGGCUGCCCAGUCUGCUGUCCUCGACAGAACCAUUACCAAAGUAAUGAAGAACGACAAGCCUGAUAAAAAGUAUGAUGGCUACACCUCCUGUCCUCUGGUCACAAGCUUCAACACAGUUAUCCUGGCAGAGUUUGACUACACUGGACAGCCUUUGGAAACCUUCCCUGUGGAUCAGAGCAAAGAAAGUAGAAUCAUGUAUCACAUGAAAGCAGACCUGAUGCCCCAUCUGUACUGGCAUGGUCUUCUCAAGGGGCUUUGGGGAGGCCCAGGACCAUACAGAAAAAUCAUGCAUCUUGGGAUGAAAUAGACUCUGGGCCUUCGAAAGGAAUCAGCAUUGCUAAUAUGAAACCAUGCUCUGCUCAGAUCUGAUCGUAACAUUGUAGGUAAAUAAUAACAAUUACUGUGGUUAUUUACUAAGAAAUGUACUUACAUUAUAUGACCAAAUGUUUAAUGAUUCCCUUUCCAAUUAAUGCAUUUAUUUCAAAAGCAUACACAUAUAGCGUAUCUAGGCCCUACAGAGACCAUGCUUAUUGCAGUCACAGGCUGUCUGGAACGAUGGUCCUCCAUCCAGUACUUUUAGGUUGAGGAUAAGGUGGGGUGGUGAUGAUGAACAGGUGUCACAAUACUUUUGGUCACAUAGUGUACCUAACUCAUUCUCUUGAUGUUAAAUAUGCAGUAUAUUGUGAAAGUUUAAAAGUACUAAUUAGGACGAUUACUGUUUAUUUUAAUGAUAUGGUAACUUUUAAGGAUUUACCAAAAAUGAUACAUUCUAAAAAAUAGUUGUAAUCAUUUUCUAGCUUGUACAGAUUGCUGAUAAAACAUUUUCAAGAUAGCAAUUUUAUUUUUCGACAUCUUGAAGCACUUUAUUUUUUUGCAUUUUUGGAUAAUAUUAAUGAUCAAUGACCUACUGUUCAAAACUUAGAGAUGUGCAAAAUAAAGUGAUAAAAGUGACACAAGCAGUGAAUUAGCAUUUGCAGAAAGUGCAUUUACCGGACCAGUUUCACUUUUUUAAAAUGAAGCAAGGACCAGGGAAGACAGACUUCCUCAAAUGAACAAAUAUUAGAGCUCCCAUUAGAAGCUGUGCUUUGUGAAUAAUAAAUUAUUUGAAAGUACUUGUCAUACAGUUUUUGCAUUCAAAUGGUGCUGUGUCGCAUCUCAUCCUUGAAAUGUGGCUUCCCUUUGUCUACUUCAGUAAUAAAUUCAUUUAACAGUUUAA
This is a messenger RNA of Astyanax mexicanus (Mexican tetra), 2536 nucleotides long. It is a transcript of the gene sqor, whose product is annotated as sulfide quinone oxidoreductase. Gene Ontology annotation, molecular function: FAD binding; sulfide:quinone oxidoreductase activity. Gene Ontology annotation, cellular component: mitochondrion. The transcript is spliced from 10 exons. NCBI's taxonomy places the organism in Eukaryota, Metazoa, Chordata, Actinopteri, Characiformes, Acestrorhamphidae. Bases 293 to 1627 code for a protein of 444 amino acids. The record is from RefSeq and is a predicted model, not a curated record.